UGUUGUAAUUAAUGGCAAUCAGCAUCAACAUGCUUCUUUUCUUUUCCCUUAAUCCAUUAAACAAAUCUUUUAGUUUGAUGUUUACUUUUACCUGAUAAACUCGGGUUAAUGAUACUAAUACUAAUAAUAAUAAUAAUAAUAAUAAAGCCAACUCGGAUUUAGAUUUCUUGGCCUCCAAGACUGGUUUGUCCAGAACCAGUCGUGAGUGCAUAUAAACACAAACGAGUGAGUCAGGGUUUUUGCUUUGUUUGAAUUUAGAAUUUGCAGGUUUUCAGUUUUGAAACAAUCAAGGCUUCAAUGGGUUCUCAUCAAAUAGUUCAGUCCCUGUUGGUAUUGCUAUCAGUUUCAACAAGUUGCCAAGCAUGGGGUUUUUUCUCGUCUUCUUCCAAAGCAGUUCAGAGUCCCAACGCAAGCCCCCAUGGUGCCUCACUGGCUGAGUUCUCGGUGGAUGGCUUAAACGACGAGAAGGGAAUGAGGCUGCUCCAAAGUGCUAAAACCAGGCUGGUUGGGUCAAAUUCUUGCUGGAGAAAUGCCUACGGACAUCUCCUUUCAGGGUGCAAAGACAUCAUUGCUACAGAUGAGAAACGUUCAAGGUUUGCCUGGCAUUUAAGUGAUUGCUUUCAAAAGGAUUCUGGAAGGUCCCCUUUCCCUUUUUGCGACACCAAAUCCGCCAUGCUUCAUUGUCUCAAACAGUUGAACGACUUGGAACACAAGGUUUAUCUUGAAUUCUUGCUUGAGACCAAUUCCAUCUGCUAUCAGUUACAGAACCAGGCAUUCAAGCAUGAAACAGAGAGACUAGUGAAUGAACUCAGAAAUUCAGCCCAAUAUGCACAAGACAAACUAGAUUGUAUAGAAGAAAGAACAAAUGUUGUGUUGCAGAAUUCAAAUCAGAUCAGUGAUUCCUUGAAUGCAAUCGAUAUCCGAAUUCAUAAUGUGGAUCAAACAACUCACAGUUUAGAAGGUUAUAUGGAGAGUUUAAUUCAGCAUUCGCAGACGGUUUACAAGCAAGCUUCGGAUAUUGUGGAUUCACAAAGAGAGCUGCGGAAUGGCCAGGCAAUGAUGAAUGAUCAACUCAAAGAAGGGAUAACGAUGCUUGAUGGUGCUUAUAAGAAUUUGGGACAUCAAGUGGAUAACCUGAGAAAUGAAGCCAUUGAAAUAGAGAAUGAGAUUACCAAAGUUGGGAAUACAAUGUCUUCAAGCAUGAACAGUCUGAAAAUAACAGCAGAUGACAUUAGCAAUAAGGCAGGGGCCUCUCUAGAUAAGCAGCACCAACUUCUAGAGGGACAGUCGACCGCGCUCGAGGGUCUUCGGUUUCUUACUAGAUUUCAAUCCGAAGCACUGGAAGAGAGCAGGAAUACCCUGCAGCAGUUAGCGGAAUAUGGCCGAAAACAACAAGAAGAGCUUCUCAAAAGACAAGAACAACUUCAACAAGUCCAUGAUCAUUUGGUCGAAAAUUCCAAGUCAAUAUUGGCAGCUCAGGAGGCUUUUGAAUCAAAGCAAGCUAGGAUGUUCAUUGCAGUAGACAAGCUAUUCGCAUUGCACAAUGCCAUGCUGCUUGAAUCAAGACUAAUUAAAGCUUUCAUUGUCUACUCUAUGUCAACCUUUGUCAUCUACAUGUUCACUAGCACAAAGCAAACAUAUCCUGUAAGAAUAAGGUUAUAUAUCGGACUGUGUGCUACAUUCUCAAUAGAAGUCGCCAUUCUUCGCUUCACGGCAAACGAUAUUGAACAGAAAACAUGGAUGGUAAAUCUGGUCAGGUCACUCUAUGUGCUUAUUGCUUGCAUUCAGCUUCUAUAUGCCGUAUGCACAUACAGGGAUUAUGAAUAUUUGAACCAUCAGAUGUUAUUAACACUGAUCGAUAAAGUUGAUACGAUGCAAAGGAAGGAAGCAUUGUCAUGGGAAAUGGAGGAUAGUGAUGUGGAUUGGCGUUCAUGGGUUGAUGUAGAGUUACCAGAAGAUGUAGGGCAACUAGAAGACCCUGACUUUGUAAUUGAAGAAGGAAUAGGAGAGAGUGGCGACACAAGAACAUAUAAUCUCCGCCAGCGCAGAUGCUUAAACCUUACUUGAAUCCAUGUGUAUUCAAUAUUAGCAAAAAGGAUGAUUCAGUCCUCCUUAACAUUGGGUAGAUUUAUUUAUUCGCUUUCUUGAUUAUAUUUUAUAUAUAAUACUAUCAUACAAUAUAGCAAACAUAAUGUCUACAAAGAUCUCUAUGUAUAUUUAAGAGUACAAACCUUAAUAAACUUAGUAUUUUCAUUUUCA
Messenger RNA from Gossypium raimondii (Peruvian cotton), 2259 nucleotides. Its product is annotated as protein GAMETE EXPRESSED 1. The transcript has 6 exons. NCBI's taxonomy places the organism in Eukaryota, Viridiplantae, Streptophyta, Magnoliopsida, Malvales, Malvaceae. The coding region runs from base 298 to 2067 and encodes 589 amino acids. The record is from RefSeq and is a predicted model, not a curated record.